AUUUUAAAAAUCGUAGGUGGAGACUGAAAAUUGCUUCAACCGGGUACUUUAGAGUGUAAGAAAACUUCUCAUAUGUUUUAAUAUUAAAACCUUUCUCCCUUUCUUAAUUAACAUAACCCAUUGCUUAUUACACUCCACUAUCUUCUAAGUCGUCAUCUACCGCUUAAAUCUAUCAAAUUAUGCAGCGUUAACAUGGGUCGAUGUAAUUUUGAUAAUAAGCUAGAUUUUGUAGAAAUUCAACGAGAUGAGAGCAUGAAUUAACGAAAAAUUUCAUAGAGUUAUCACUCAACUCUUUUUUGUAAUAUUUUACUCUGAAUUUUUUAUAUUGUUGAGCCGUUUGCUUUUACAUUAUCCUCACCUACAGUUACUUCAUACCACAAUGGAGAUUCAAGAAGAUGCUUCAUCGCUUUUACUUCGUGCUUAUAAAACAGGAAAGUGGAGUGAUAUAACAAUUAUGAACGGAGAUAAGAAGUAUCGAGUUCACAAACUUAUUUUGUCGGAUGUGAUUCCUUAUUUUGAUAGAAUGUUUUCCUCCGGACUCUCUGAAUCAACAAGUCAACUGAUCGAACUUGAUCAUCCGCCACAUGUAUUUGAUCUUAUUAUCGAAUGGGCUUAUUGUUCCAAGAUAAAGAUAACAAAAGAAAAUGCUGUUGACUUGUUCCAUCUUGCUGAUUACAUGAAUAUACCUAAAUUGACAGCUUUAUGUUUGGAUUUUUUGUGGAACGAAUCUUCUGAUUCUCCGUAUAUAGAUGUUGGCCACUGGAUUAAUCAAAUUGCCACGGAAGAAGUACUUAAAAGUAUUGAUCAAUAUAUUCGUUCAAACUUCAGGGACAUUGUUCAUACAAAUUCUUUUCUCGAUUAUGAUGUUGAUACUGUUACUUAUAUGAUCAAUUUGGAUAACUUGAAUAUUGACAAUGAAAUGCAAAUUUUUGAUGCUAUCAUGAGAUGGAUACGAAAAAAUGUCGAAAGAAGGUCUCAUCUUGCAAAAUUGCUCAAAAAGAUUCACUGGACUGAUAUUAUUGGAGUUCAGUUCAUGAACAGAAUCGAUAAAUUACCUUGGAUUGAGAAGUGUGACGAGGUUCGUCCAGUUAUCGUGGCUGCAUUAGAGCUCAGUUAUUUUAAAUCAUUAAAGCAGAUACAAGUAAAAGACCUAAAUGUCAACCAUCGUAUUUCAUCUAAUCGUUUUCACUAUGCUAUCUAUAGAAAGACUGAUGCAUCCAUAAUAGUUCAUAACUUCAAUGGAAAAUAUGGUAACAUUAUUUUCGCUGAAAAUCGAUCUCUUCCUACAGCUAAUUUUGGUGAUUCAUAUAUAAGUGAACAUAAUAUAGAUUCUGAUGUGGUUAUCAGAAUUGAUUGGAAAAAUAAAACUUAUCGAUUAUUCAAAAGUUCCGAUGGUUACUGCUACACUCUUUUGUUUGAGCGUUUAUUUCAAUUCAAUAAAACUGACAGAAAAAUUCAUUUUUGGAAAGGAGGACGACUUAUUGAAUUCGCAUGUUUUUCCGGUGCCAAUACAUCUAGUCAAUCAAACUUCACUGCAACCAAGCAUAAAGGAGGCAUUUGUUUAUCGAGCAUCAAUCCAAUCCAAGGAUCUAACAAUCAGAAUUACUACCAAAAUAACAGGGAAUAUAAAUCACAAUUGACAAUUACGAAAUUUACUCCGCCCGGAAAUAAGUUAAAGGCUGUUGCAAGUCAUGAAAUUGUUACAAAAGAACCCAUAAAAAAGCUGAAAAGUACAAUUUUACAUGACUUGUUGGUUAUAUUUGUCGACAUCUUACUGAUCCUUUCAUACGAUUUCCAAAAAAAUACCUUUAAAGAGCAUAAAAACACUAACAUGACCGGUCGCAACCUUUUCUUUCUACAUUUUCGCUGGGUAACAUCUAUUUAAGCAAAAUAGAUUUGGGCAAAAUAGAUUUAAGAGAAAUAGCUCUGAGCGAAACAGAAUCAAGCGAAAUCGGAUUAUUUCAAAGAAGUUCAAUUUCUAAAGAUCUUAAAAUAAAACUGAUUAUGUUUCUUAUAUUAGAGAUUCAUUCAAUAAAUU
Molecule: messenger RNA, 2038 nt
Organism: Tetranychus urticae (two-spotted spider mite)
Lineage: Eukaryota; Metazoa; Arthropoda; Arachnida; Trombidiformes; Tetranychidae
Molecular function (GO): protein binding
Source: RefSeq, a predicted model, not a curated record